AUGCAAUCUUGCAUUCAAGAACAAUAUUGGAUCAUAAGUGGUAGAGCUGUUAUUAGAGAUUUAGUUAGAAAAUGUAUAAAGCUUUGCAAAAUUAGAGUACCUUUCACUAAUCAAUCGAUGAGCGAUUUGCCAUCUAGUCGCGUUUCCCCUUGUCCUGCUUUUUUGAGCUGUGGAGUGGAUUACGCAGGUCCUUUUCAAAUUAAAGGAAAUAAGGGUCGAGGUUCUAGGUCAUUCAAGGGAUAUAUAGCUCUAUUUGUUUGUUUUACGACAAGCACUAUUCACUUAGAAUUGGUGACUGAUCUUUCAACAGAUGCUUUUAUUGCAGCUCUUAAGAGGUUCAUUUCCUGCAGAGGCAAAAGCAAUGAUAUAUGUAGUGAUUGCGGUUCCAAUUUUGUUGGAGCAAAACGCAAACUCAUGGAAUUUGAAAGGCUUGCUAGAUCUGCAACUUAUAACCAAAACGUUAGCAGAUAUUUGUUUGAUAAUGGCAUUACAUGGCAUUUAAACAUUCCAGGUGUGCCACAUAUGGGUGGACUCUGGGAUAAAAUCAACAAAAUACCAUUUAAAACGAGUAGUUGGCGAGGCGAGACUGACAUAUGA
This is a messenger RNA of Stegodyphus dumicola, 597 nucleotides long. RefSeq lists its product as uncharacterized. Lineage: Eukaryota; Metazoa; Arthropoda; Arachnida; Araneae; Eresidae. The record is from RefSeq and is a predicted model, not a curated record.